GGUAGUUCCUUGAUGCACGAUCCACCUGAGCUUCAAGUGGCGCAUCCUUGCCGCAAGCUGUCCUCCCCGCAACAACGACCAACGCACCUCCACUUCACGAACCGCCCUACAUAUCCUCCUCCACUCUUCACCCAGGAACUACCUUGUGUUAAGAGCUUAAGCCCUUACAGACAGUCACGAUGCCCGGCAAGAUCAUACCCGUAACCUCCGCUUCGCACUUCUCUCAACUUCUGUCGCAAUCCAAAUACACUAUUGUCGACUUCUAUGCGGAUUGGUGCGGGCCAUGCAAGGCAAUUGCGCCAGUCUUCCAGGGCUUGGCAGAGAAGGAAACAAAGCCAGGCAAGAUGCAAUUCGUCAAGGUGGACGUAGAUAGCCAACAGGAAGUUGCAAAGAAGUACGGCGUCAGCGCUAUGCCAACCUUCCUCGUCAUCAAAUCUACCUCCGUCGUCGAAACCAUCCGAGGCGCCAACCCAGCAGCCCUCACAGCCGCCGUCCGUAAAGCCGCAAACGACACUUCUGGCCCUGGUGCAGCCCCCGCUGUCUUCCAGACCAAAGGCCGCACACUUGGCUCCGCUUCAGAACCCAGUCGGCCUGUAGGCGAAAGCCCGUUUGCCGGCCUACAACGGAUGCUGACUGGUAAUGGUGGACUAAGCGAUACGCUGGUCAGGUUUGCAGCGCUGUACUUUAUUAGCCUGUUUGCGUUUGACUCUUUCAAGGCCGCUGAGGAGAGUCCGUUCAAUGUUCGUGCGAGACGGUAGACGAGCGCGAAGGAAACGGAGUGAUAGCACAUGCAGAGGUUCGGCGUUUUGGAUGAGAGCAUGGCGUUUAUGGUAUACCAUUUUGAGGUUGAGUGUUUUCGCAAUAUUGGUAUUAUCGGCAGCAACGGUAUCGAAGAGCUCGUUCGAGCUUCUAGGUACCGUCAGUACGAUAUCAUAUUCACAUUUCGAUCUUGAAUCCACUCUGAUUCUAGUAGGAUUGGUCUGGACUCAUCAUUGUUUCGCAUUAUUCUCAGUCUACAACGAUGCACGGCGUACUAGUAACUGUGUUCCGCAUUUUCCUUUGACUCCCAGCUUGACUUGAAGUUGCCAGAAGGAAAAGUCCACGUGUGACCUGUCAUGGCUUUGUUGUUCCAGCAAGCUUUGCGCAACCAGCCACG
Messenger RNA from Alternaria rosae, 1156 nucleotides. RefSeq names its product thioredoxin. Lineage: Eukaryota; Fungi; Ascomycota; Dothideomycetes; Pleosporales; Pleosporaceae. Gene Ontology annotation, molecular function: protein-disulfide reductase activity. The record is from RefSeq and is a predicted model, not a curated record. The transcript has 2 exons. The coding region runs from base 180 to 758 and encodes 192 amino acids.